AUGGACAGAAGGUCUGCUAGAAUAAAAGCAGAGUUAGAAAGAUAUGGUUGGAGAGUUUCAAAGAAGUUUAAAUAUAGGAAGGGAAGACCCAUAAAAGUCUAUGACAAAUUGUCUGGUCUUCGCUACGAAAUGGACCUGGAAACAGCGCGCACAAACUAUCCAAACAGACUGGAGAGGUUAGAAGAAGAGCGUCUUAUGGACAUGCCUUUCAAUGUUACUGAGCCUCAGGUUGAAGGACACGACGGCUUUGCCAGAUUUUACUGGAAACAUAACGAACAAUUGUAUCCCUUGAGAAGGAAAAAAGGGAAGGGUGAAGAUGCACAUGCCCCCAUGGAAAGAACAAGAUAUGCAUAUGAGAAGUAUCGUGAGGUUAGAAGUAAAAUUACAUCUGGUCGAACCUUUACAGUUAACUUUGACGAAGGAAAGAACAAAGAAGGCUUCAUGGGUGUACUUGCUGCCAUACAAGACGGAAAUAAGAAAGGAUACAAUCUCAGACUAACCGUAACAGAUUUAGAUGGUCAUAUAUACUACUCACAUGGCAAUGUCGCAACAGCUGCAAUGCUUCUUGACGCUUUCAAGACUACAAAGAGAGAACAAAUGGUUGACUCCGACUCAGACAUCUUAAAUGCGAUUGAAGGAAUUGCAAGCGUGAAGUUCGAAUGGUUACAACCCAACCCUCAAGCAGUCAGACAACAUGCUGGGUAUUUCCCGUUCAGAAAUAAGUCUGACAUUAACCUGACAAGGUAUGGAAUUUACAAUUCAAUUGAAACAAUUGUCAAUGAACCUUGCAUUCUUACAUGUCUCAGGAACUCUGGUCUUGUUACAGAUGAGAAGAUGUUCAGUAGUUUUUUAAAACACGAAAUGCUUGUUUUGUCAAGACUUUAUGCUCUCAAAGUAGAAUUUCAUAAAAUAAUGAUGUUCAUAAGAAAUGCAAAUAUAUUAUGUUAUAUGGUAUCAUAA
This is a messenger RNA of Trichomonas vaginalis G3, 960 nucleotides long. RefSeq lists its product as uncharacterized. Bases 1 to 960 code for a protein of 319 amino acids. Lineage: Eukaryota; Parabasalia; Trichomonadida; Trichomonadidae. The transcript has a single exon. The record is from RefSeq and is a predicted model, not a curated record.